UUAGAUCUAUAUUAUUAAGCAAAUAUGUAGAAUAUUGUAUAUUACUUAAUAAAAUGUUCCAAAGAAACGGAAUCCGAUUUGUGAAAGUAGUCGCUCAACCAUGUAUGUUUACGGCACAAUCUCGGUCUUUUAAUUUGACCGCUCAAUAUUAUCAACAAAAGGAGCUUAAGAAGACUGUUUUGCAUGAUUUUCAUAAAGACAAUGGCGGAAAAAUGGUUGGAUUCGCUGGAUGGUCAAUGCCCGUACAAUAUAAGGAUUUAGGACUUGUGGCUUCGCAUCACCACACGAGGGAGAAGGCAUCACUUUUUGAUGUGUCACAUAUGCUGCGUAAAAUUUUUGGAAAAGAUCGCAUCAAAUUUAUUGAAUCACUAAUCGUUGGCGACAUUCAAGGGUUAGAAAACGAUUCAGGAACAUUGAGCCUUUUUACAAAUGACAAGGGGGGCAUCCUUGAUGAUGUCAUCGUCAACGUAACCAAUGAUGACCAUCUCUAUAUCGUUUCUAAUGCAGGAUGUGGGGAUAAAAUUACAGCGUUAUAUAAUAAUGCUCUGUCAGAUUUCAAAGGUGAUGCUCGUAUUGAAUAUAUUGAUAAUGGACUUGUUGCUUUACAAGGUCCUCUUGCAGCAAAGAUUUUACAAAAUGGUGUCAGUUUUGAUUUGAGUGAAAUGUAUUUCAUGAAAGGAUUUUAUGGCAAACUUUUCGGCGUUGAUAACUGCCGUAUAACAAGAUGCGGGUACACUGGCGAAGAUGGGUUUGAAAUAUCUAUACCGAGAGAAAAAACUGUUGCUAUUACAGAAAAGCUACUCGAAAAUGAGGAUGUAAAAUUAGCCGGACUUGGAGCAAGAGAUAGUUUACGUCUUGAAGCCGGGCUUUGUCUUUAUGGGAAUGAUAUGGAUGAAACUACAACCCCAGUUGAAGCAAGCUUAACAUGGUGUAUUGGGAAACGAAGACGGAAAGAAAAAAAUUUCCCUGGUGCUGAAAUAAUAUUGCAGCAGAUUAAAAAGAAGCCGGAAAAACGCAGGGUCGGAUUUGUCAAUGAAGGCCCGACUGCGAGAUCCGGUGCUUCGAUUUUUGAUAACAACGGUGCAGAAAUUGGACGCGUUACUAGUGGUUGCCCAUCACCUACUCUACAGAAAAAUAUUGCAAUGGCUUAUGUUCCAACUGAGAGUUCCAAAAUAGGCACACUGUUUUCAGUUCAAGUGAGGAAAAAAGUUCACCCAGCGAAAAUUGUGAAAAUGCCUUUCACCCCUGCCAAAUAUUAUUUUCCGGCAAAAUAGAUUUAUUUUUAUAAUUUGAUUUUUGAAAAAUUAUAUUCUGUUAUCGCCACACACUAGCUUAGAUAACGUUAUUGUAUUUUUGUAAUAAAAAAACUAUAAAUAGGAAAUCCUAUGUUAUUCAGCACGAUUUUACAGUUUUAAGCAAUAAUCGAUCGCGCUUGGCCAUGUAUGAAAUUUGUCUGGUUUAUCUUUUACUAUUGUUCCAUAAAGCAUGGCCAUACAUGAAUUUGCUGAACUUUCCUCUCGCAACGUUAUUCAUUCGUUGAAAAGAAUUAGUCGCGUAGCGAUAACAGGAUAGAGUUUUAAUAAGGUGUAGCAACAAUAAAUGUUCCAUGACACUCUUG
This is a messenger RNA of Styela clava, 1618 nucleotides long. RefSeq names its product aminomethyltransferase, mitochondrial-like. Gene Ontology annotation, molecular function: protein binding; aminomethyltransferase activity. Gene Ontology annotation, biological process: glycine catabolic process. Lineage: Eukaryota; Metazoa; Chordata; Ascidiacea; Stolidobranchia; Styelidae. The record is from RefSeq and is a predicted model, not a curated record. Gene Ontology annotation, cellular component: mitochondrion; glycine cleavage complex.